Molecule: messenger RNA, 2016 nt
Organism: Tripterygium wilfordii
Lineage: Eukaryota; Viridiplantae; Streptophyta; Magnoliopsida; Celastrales; Celastraceae
Product: laccase-4-like
Exons: 6
Coding region: 17-1678 (553 amino acids)
Biological process (GO): lignin catabolic process
Cellular component (GO): apoplast
Molecular function (GO): copper ion binding; hydroquinone:oxygen oxidoreductase activity
Source: RefSeq, a predicted model, not a curated record
GAGAGAGAGAGAGAGAAUGGGGUCUUGGGCUCAGGCGAUGCUGCUGGUGGCACUUCUAUUUCCCGCGUUUGUGGAGUCGAAGAUUCAUCAUUACAAGUUCAGUGUGGUCAUGAAGAACACAACAAAGCUUUGUCAAACAAAGCCCAUUCUUACUGUCAAUGGGAAGUUUCCUGGACCAACUCUGUAUGCAAGGGAGGAUGAUAAUGUUAUAGUAAGGGUCACCAAUCAUGUUAGCUAUAACGUUACGAUCCACUGGCAUGGAGUCAGGCAGCUUAGGACAGGUUGGUCCGAUGGGCCGGCAUAUGUGACACAAUGCCCAAUCCAGCCUGGACAGGACUACAUCUACAACUUCACCCUCACUGGACAAAGAGGUACUCUUCUUUGGCAUGCACACAUUUCUUGGCUAAGGGCAACAAUGCAUGGUGCCAUUGUCAUCUUGCCUAAGCGAGGCGUUGCUUAUCCAUUUCCGAAACCUGAUAAGGAAAAGAUCAUCAUAUUUGCUGAGUGGUGGAAGGCAGAUGUUGAAGCCGUUGUUAACCAGUAUACACAAACUGGAAUGCCACCAAACGUAUCGGAUGCACACACUAUCAAUGGCUACCCUGGACCUGUUCCUAAUUGCUCUUCAAAGGGUUACACACUGCAUGUUGAUGGAGGCAAAACCUACUUGCUUCGGAUCAUCAACGCAGCGCUGAAUGAUGAGCUAUUUUUCAAGAUUGCAGGGCAUAAUCUAACCGUAGUUGAAGUUGAUGCAUCAUAUACUAAGCCCUUCCAAACUGACACAAUCUUCAUUGGUCCAGGCCAAACCACAAAUGCCAUACUAGCCACAGAUAAGGCCACAGGAAAGUACUUGAUUACAAUCUCUCCAUUCAUGGACACCACAGUUGCUGUCAACAAUAUAACUGCCUUCGCCUUCCUCCGCUACAAUGGCACCCCUGCCUUUCCUCCAACCACCCUAACCAGCAUUCCUCCUAUAAAUGCCACUGCCGUAACGACAAAAUUUAUCAACUCUCUUCGAAGCCUUAAUUCUAAACAAUACCCUGCCAAAGUUCCAUUAACAAUAGAUCACUCUUUGUUCUUCACAAUCGGCGUAGGUGUCAAUCCAUGUGCAACCUGUGUCAAUGGUAGCAGAGUUAUAGCAGCUGUCAACAAUGUCACCUUCAUAAUGCCUACAGUAGCUCUGCUUCAAGCACAUUAUUACAACAUAGGUGGAGUUUUCACAGAUGAUUUUCCUGCUAAUCCGCCGAUACCUUUCAAUUAUACAGGAAACCCACCAUCUAAUAUGGCUACCAAUAAUGGAACAAGGCUUUACAGACUGUCUUUUAAUUCAACAGUUCAAGUUGUGAUUCAAGGAACCAGUAUGAUAGCUCCUGAGAGCCAUCCAACCCAUCUCCAUGGAUUCAAUUUCUUUCAAGUUGGUAAAGGAGUUGGGAAUUUCGAUCCAACCAAAGAUCCAAAAAGUUUCAAUCUUGUUGAUCCCGUUGAGAGAAACACAAUGGCAGUGCCAACCGGUGGAUGGACAGCAAUCAGAUUCAGGGCAGAUAAUCCGGGGGUGUGGUUUUUCCACUGUCAUCUGGAAGUACACACAACAUGGGGACUAAAGAUGGCAUUUUUGGUGGACAAUGGAGAGGAACCAAAUGAGUCACUUCCCCCUCCCCCUAAAGACCUUCCAAAGUGUUGAUGAGGGAGGGAUGUUUAUGCAGUGGCUUCAAGAUCAUCAACAAAACCAAGAGAAACAAUGCUAAUAACAAAACCAAACACAAUUCAGGGGGAUCUUACCUCCCCCUCCCCUCUCCUCUCCUCCUUGGUAUUUCCACUUUGGGGUAACGAGUUCAUUAUUGGCUCAUUUGGAUUUGUUAGAUUUAAUAUGAGGUUAUGAGUUCAUUGUAUUAUUUAGUUUGAGAAGGAAUUCAAAGACUUGUUUGUGCGUCACUUGACUCUGUACAUUUCAAUCUUGUAAUUUCAAGUAAUUCUAAAGCAGUCAGUCAAUGAAAUAACCAAGCGCAUACAUCUUUUCAA